Molecule: messenger RNA, 1536 nt
Organism: Cylas formicarius (sweet potato weevil)
Lineage: Eukaryota; Metazoa; Arthropoda; Insecta; Coleoptera; Brentidae
Product: zinc finger CCCH-type with G patch domain-containing protein
Exons: 6
Coding region: 132-1514 (460 amino acids)
Biological process (GO): regulation of transcription by RNA polymerase II; negative regulation of DNA-templated transcription
Cellular component (GO): nucleus
Molecular function (GO): RNA polymerase II cis-regulatory region sequence-specific DNA binding; DNA-binding transcription factor activity, RNA polymerase II-specific; metal ion binding
Source: RefSeq, a predicted model, not a curated record
UAGCGCAAUUUGCGGUUUGACAUUAUUUUUUCUCUUUCUGUGGUCCAUGAAUUUGAAAAAUCUGUGCAAACGUCAAAGACAAGGCAACAAAAGUAGAAAGUUUGAUCUUUUAUAAAUAUCCAUCGUGUGAAAUGAAUUGCGAAGAAUACCGGCAGCAGCUGAUUCAAAUCGACGGUAUCCUCGAGGCCUGCGAUGACGACCAGCAAAAGGCAGAGUUACUCUCUCUAAAGCAAAACAUUGAAGAAUUGUUGUCGUUGUCGGCCGAACCGUCGAAUAGCCUUCACCAUGAUCCGUUAGACAACGAAUAUUCGUUGUUCUUGGCCGAAAUGGCCAAGGAAGAGGCCGCCCCUCGAAAUCCAUACAAGGACAUCGAGGGCAAAAAGUUCCGGGCGCCGCACGCACACCGUUUCGGUCAAACCGUGUACCACAACGCGAUGGUCUGUUCAGUUCCGUCAGAAAUAGGCAAUCAAGAUUUCGAGGUGCGGGUGUUGUUUCUAAACCCGACCCAUAAGGAAAUGUUGCCCUGCCCAUACUACUUUGACAUUGAAAAGGACUGCAAAUUCUCAGACGACAAGUGCAGAUUUUCGCACGGCGAAACGGUGCUAUAUUCGAGCUUGCGCGAAUAUGUGGAACCCAAAUUCGAGUUUCUUACAGUCGGCAGUUGGGUUUUGGCGAAGCGAUCAGAUAAUCUGUGGUGCCGGGCCAAGAUAAAACAUAUAUCUGCAGGCAGCUGCACCAUAAAAUUUGAAACACAAUCAAAGGUGGAAGAAGUCCCCUUGGAACAUGUGUUUCCAAUGAAAUCAGGAGAUGAAGAAAGCGAAGAAGAGGAUAGCGACACAGAAACAAGCGCGAUCAACAGGGACGAGGCUAUUAUCAACACGAGUUUGAUGAACGUUCCCUCCAAUCAGGCUUUGGGGGAAUGGGAGAAACAUACCAAGGGAAUUGGUUCACGACUGAUGCGCAACAUGGGGUACAUUGUGGGAGCCGGCUUGGGCAGGGAUGGUCUGGGGCGGGUGGACCCGGUACCCGCUAUUAUUCUACCACCAGGGAAAUCGCUAGAUUACUGCAUGAAGUUAAAGGAAAGACGAGGAGAUGUGAAUCUCUUCAGCGCAGAUAAGAAGUUGAAAAGACGUCAGAGGAGCACCAAUUUUAAGCCAGCGCAACCAAAGAAAGAUGUCUUCAAUGUCGUAAAUGAGGCGCUGAGAACGACGAGCCAAUCGGACGGUGACAAAAAGGAGAGGCAACGGUUCAGGGAGUCCUUGAAGGUAGAAUCUGAAAAGAAACUGAAUGUGACAGGGCUCUUGCUGCAUGAGAACAUCAUCAAGUGUGAACGGGCCAUUGAAGGAUACAAGGAAACAUUGGGAAGGAGUCCGGAAGAUUCGCAUGUUCACAAACGGUUGAUUGACAAAAUCACCUGGAAGCAGGACAUUUUGAAGAUGCUGCGCGCCAAAUCCGCUUUGCUAGUGCAGGAACAACAGACGAGAUUGGACAGGAGGAAGAUGACCAUAUUUUAAAUAUACCAUAGCUAAUUUAUUA